This is a messenger RNA of Eruca vesicaria subsp. sativa (arugula), 1175 nucleotides long. Lineage: Eukaryota; Viridiplantae; Streptophyta; Magnoliopsida; Brassicales; Brassicaceae. The record is from the annotation of a GenBank genome assembly.
CAUAAAUCAAACUUAUCGUAAGCCCAUGAAUCAUAUUCGUUCCCAUUUCUAACAGAGUCACCUGAUUCUCACAACUCCACAAAUACAGGAAACAAAAAAAGAAAAACAACACAACACAAUCAAAAUGGCCAUGAUCACGCGCCACACCGCCACGCGCCUCCCUCUCCUCCUCCAAUCCCAACGCGCCGCCGCCGUCUCCCACAUCCACACCUCCCUCCCCUCCCUCUCCCCCUCGACAACGCCGACAUCCUACACCAGACCAGGUCCACCUUCCACCUCCCCUCCUCCGCCGGGUCUCUCGAAGACGGCGGAGUUCGUGAUCUCGAAGGUCGACGAUCUAAUGAAUUGGGCUCGUAGGGGAUCGAUCUGGCCCAUGACGUUCGGCCUCGCCUGCUGCGCGGUGGAGAUGAUGCAUACGGGAGCUGCUCGUUACGAUCUGGAUCGAUUCGGUAUCAUCUUUAGGCCGAGUCCUCGUCAAUCUGAUUGUAUGAUUGUCGCUGGGACGCUUACUAAUAAGAUGGCUCCUGCUCUUCGCAAGGUUUAUGACCAAAUGCCCGAGCCAAGGUGGGUGAUUUCGAUGGGAAGUUGCGCCAAUGGAGGUGGAUACUAUCACUACUCCUACUCUGUGGUUCGAGGGUGUGACAGGAUUGUUCCAGUUGACAUUUACGUCCCUGGGUGUCCUCCAACAGCCGAGGCAUUGCUCUAUGGACUCCUCCAGCUUCAGAAGAAAAUCAACAGGCGCAAGGAUUUCUUGCAUUGGUGGAACAAGUGAAGAAGCCUUAAAAUCCUAUCCAUCUUCCAUUGUGAAAGGGAGACUUCUUUUCAGACAAAUUUUACCAAGAUUUGGGGAUAAUAAAACGUGGACGUUUCAACGCAAUGUUUCUUUUUGAGGUGGAGAUGCCAUGUAAACCAGUGCUUUUAUAAGUUUGUUGUGGAAACUUAAAUAAACAUAAGAUUCUGUUGUCCAAGUUCUUUUUAUUGGAUCGAUUCACACGCUCUUUGUUUUUCCUUUCUUUCGUUUUAGAGCUUUGUAUUUCCAUUAAACAGUUCCACACAUUUAAUGGAAGAUUCUUGUUUAGAAUGUUGUAUCCAUACCAUCUUGGUUAAGACCAAUGACUGAAAGGGAGAAACAGUAUGAAUGUUGUUAGUAUUUUCAAUAAAAUGGUACGUUUGAG